Neurospora tetrasperma FGSC 2508 is the source of this 2166-nucleotide messenger RNA. RefSeq lists its product as uncharacterized. Bases 1 to 2166 code for a protein of 721 amino acids. NCBI's taxonomy places the organism in Eukaryota, Fungi, Ascomycota, Sordariomycetes, Sordariales, Sordariaceae. The transcript is spliced from 6 exons. Gene Ontology annotation, molecular function: N,N-dimethylaniline monooxygenase activity; flavin adenine dinucleotide binding; NADP binding. The record is from RefSeq and is a predicted model, not a curated record.
AUGCAGGUUACGGAACGUGGCGCAACGAGGCAUUGGAUGUGCGUGUGCCUUUGUUGGGGUCGGAGGGUUCUCAUCGAAUUCAAGCCGGCAGCUACCCUCGACGUCUUCAUGAGAGUUGCUGUCAUCGGAGGCGGUCCUUCCGGACUUGUCACUCUCAAGUACCUCCUUACCGCGCACCAGUUUCUCGGAGUUGAACCCAUCGAGGCUCACCUUUUCGAGAGUGACGAUGCCGUGGGAGGAACAUUUUAUGCCAGGACCUAUGAAGAUGCCGAGCUGGUCUCAUCAACUCAACUCACCACCUUUUCCGACUUUAGAGCCUCAAAAACCGAUGGAGACUUUAUGUCCGCCAAGCGAUAUGUGCAAUAUCUCAACGACUAUUGCACGCAUUUUAACCUGUGGCCCAACAUCCACCUCAACACGCGAGUCGAUUCAGUGACAAGGAUGCUCAAGGGGAAACAUGUCGUCACUUACACCGCCAAAAUAACUGGAGAGACCUCGGAAUGGGAAUGCGAUGCCAUAGCCGUCUGCUCCGGUCUUCAUGUUACUCCCCAUAUCCCCGACAUCCCGGGUAUCGAACACGUCCCCGUCAAGAUGCACUCAUCCCAGUUCAAGGAGAAGAAACAGUUCGGCGUCGACAAGACGGUCAUGAUUCUCGGUAGCGGAGAAACAGGUUCGGAUCUUUCCUGGAUGGCAGUGAUUUCGCAGACCAAGCGAGUCGUCAUGUGCCAUCGAAGUGGCUUUCAUUUUGCCCCAAAGAGAAACCUCAGUCCUAUCCUGUUUCCCAUUUUGGGCUGCAAAUCCAGUGGUGAGCUGACAGUCCCCUUGGACAAUGCACGUGCAAGCCUGUUUGACACAGCUUACGUCCAUCCCUUGCUUCGGAACCACACGGCGCUCUGGACGUUCUACAACAUUUACGUACGGACGUUUCUGUGGCUGAACACGGGCACCCCCGAAGGAUUAGAUCAAGUUGUUGGAGAACCUGAUCCGCAAAAGAAUCAUGUCAGCCGAAUCUUCUUCAACAAAUCCUCCAACGCCGCGCCCUACAUCUCGUACCCUUACAAACACCUACAACCCUCCCCCACCCCUCCCACCCUUCUUUCGAGGAUCCGCUCCGCCCUCAUCGGCUCGACCCUCAAAGACACAGGCGGCCGGUACAUCGACCUGGCGCCCUGGCCCCAAUCCAUUUCUUCGCAGGGCAUCGUCACCUUCCAAAACAACCACCGGCCCGAAUGGGAGCGCAUGCGCCAGCAGACCAUCAAGCCCGACCUCGUUAUUUUCUGCACGGGAUAUAACCAGGAAUACCCCUUUUUCACGGCCCAUAACGCUUCUCUCUGCAGUAAAAGUGGCAAGGCAGCCCGCCGGUACGCAGUCGAGCACACGGAGCGCGAUGUCCGCGGUAUUUGGAACCGCGACGACCCUUCAGUGGGAUUCAUUGGAUUCCUGCGGCCCAGUCUGGGCGCCAUACCGCCCUUAGCAGAGAUGCAGGCCCAAUUGUGGAUUGUGCAAUUGGUUGCUCCCCAUUGGAUUCCGCGGCCGCUGGACCCAAAAGAUGAAGACCAUUAUCGGUUGCGGCACCCGGCUGAGAGCAGGGUCAAGUAUGGGGUGGAUCAUGAGAGUUAUGUGUACCAACUUGGAUUGGAUAUGGAUUCUGCUAUGGGGGUCAUGGAGGUGUUGAGGAGAGGACUUUGGGAGAGGGGGGUGGGUGCUUUGUGGGAAAGGGGGGGAGGUGAUGUGACGUGGAAAAAGACAAAGGAGAAGAGGAGGAUACAAAAUGGGUGGAAAUUGCCGCUUGUGUGGGGACUGGGAGCGAAUUAUAAUGUCAAGUUUAGGAUGAAGGGGCCCUGGAGGUGGGAAGGCGCGGAGGAGGUGAUGGAGACGGAGUUAUGGAGGAUGAUUAAGCGACGGAGAUGGUUUUGGGAGCAUUUCUGUUUGAGUUUGUUGCCCAUGAUGAUCUUUGGGCCGGUGAGUCUGUUGGUGUGGGUUUAUGCUAGUGUUGUUGGGGUGUUGGUGGGGGUUGAUGAUUUGAGAAAGAGACAGCAGGAGAAGAAGAAAGGACUCGGAGUGAAGGGGGAGAGGGGGAUGGGAUUGGGAUCGAAGAAGGAGAUGGUUAAUGGGGUGGAGGGGAGGUGGAUGAGGGAGAAGAUGCCGUUGGAGGCGGAGUUGUAA